AGUGAACUCACAUCUACAUGGGCUGUCACUUUGCCACGUAUGCAGCAUGUAUUCACUCAUUCGUAGACGGCAGAGACAUAGGUAUUUGCAGUCUGUCGUCAUGUUAUAACUACUGUUGCUGAAUAGAGGACAGGUUAAGUUUGAUUUUAAUCAAAAGCAUCUGUUACCUUUUAUCAGCAUGAGGUGUGUUUACCCAAUCUUAGCAGACAGAUAUUUUACAGAAUCAGAACAAAACCAAAGAAGUAAAACAAAAUGCAGUUUUCUUCAUGUUUCUAGAGGAAUAAAGAAAAAAGUUAAAGAAAAAUAAAUAAGUGUAUGAUCUCUUGAUGACUGGUUUUGGACAAUAAAGCUUAAGGCAGUAUGAGGCCUCCAAUGAUGUGUGAUUUGUGGCAGUUCAGGUGCUGGCAUUGGGCUGAAUGCCAAGAGGCGGUGAGGUACAGCGAGGAGGCGUUCAAACAGGUGUGAGGGGGAUGGCACAGGAAUCUGAGAUAUGCGCUAAAAUAAAAGGGACAAUGAUUUCGCAGGUGUUCAUCUUAACUUCUAAGGGUGAUCAUCUCAUUUUCAAAGACUUCCGAGGGGAAGCUGGAGUUGAUGCCAUCAAUGCUUUCUAUGAAAGUGUGACAGCUUUAAGCGGCGAUCAGCCACCUGUCGUCAUGACCCAUAAAGACAUGCAUUUCAUACACGUCAGACAAGGAGGGCUUUACUGGGUUGCCUCCACAAAAACCAGUGCCUCUCCAUUUACCAUCAUUGAGUUUCUUAAUAGAUUAACAGCUCUGACAAAGGAUUAUUGUGGCACUUUGUGUGAGAAAUCUGUCAGAGCAAACUUUGCUCUCAUAUAUGAACUAUUGGAUGAAAUGGUGGACUAUGGCUAUAUCCAGACCACCUCCACUGACAUUCUCAAGAACUUCAUCCAGACAGAGGCGGAGAGCUCCAAACCAUUCAGUCUGUUUGACCUGAGUAAUGUUGGGCUGUUUGGAGCAGACACACAACAGAGCAAAGUGGCCCCCAGUGCGGCAGCGACUCGCCCCAUCAUGGCCAACCGUGGAGAACAGGGUGGAAAAAAUGAGAUAUUUGUGGAUGUGAUUGAAAGGCUAGCCAUGGUUAUCGGCUCUAAUGGCAUUAUAAUGAAAGCUGACAUAGAAGGAGAGAUCAGGGUGAAAUGUUAUCUGCCAAACUGCUCAGAGAUGAGGAUCGGACUAAAUGAGGGACUCAGCAUAGGAAAGUCACAGCUUAGAGGCUAUGGCUCUGCGGUGCGUGUGGACGAAUGCAGUUUUCACCAGGCAGUUAAACUGGAUGAGUUUGACACGUACAGAAUCAUAAAAGUCUGCCCUAGCCAAGGCGAGCAAGUAAUAAUGCAAUACCAGGUCUGUGAUGACUUGCCGUGUCCACCACCAUUUCGGUUGUUCACCUCAGUGGAGAGGGACAGCGGAAACAGAUUAUUACUCUACCUGAAGCUACGGUGUGAUUUGCCUCCUAAGAGUGCUGCUAUUAAUGUGUCCAUCUCUGUCCCUGUCCCAAAGGGUGCAAUAAGUCUCUCACAGGAGCUGAGUAGCCCAGACCAGCGUGCCGAGCUCCAGCCCAAAAAUAAAGCUGUUCUCUGGGAGAUCCCUCGCUUCCCGGGGGGCUCACAGCUCUUGGCGCUGUUCAAGAUGGAGGUUCCAGGACUGUCCUCAGCGUCUCUGCUGGAAGUGGGACCGGUGGGCAUGUGCUUUGAACUGCCAAAGCACACCUGCACAGGCCUUCAGAUACGAUUCCUUCGCCUAACCCCAACUCAGCCAGGAUCAUCACAGCGUUGGGUCCGCUAUGUGACCCACUCAGACUCUUAUACCAUCCGAGUCUAAAGGACACGGACCUUGAACAGGAGCCCUCUUGUUGGUCUUAUGAACUGCUGGGCUAUGUGGCCGUGUACUUUUGAUCGGAUGAAUGCUUGUUCUUGAGGAACUUGUUCAGGAACUUGUCUAGCAUUAUUGUACACACUGUUAUUGUGCUCUAUUGCACUGUUGUUCGGCUCUGGAAACCAUAUGGGGCCAAAAAGUAAAAGCAUUAAGCAAGAUUAAAACAUUUUUUUCCCUACAUAGCUAAAACUAUAUAUGACCGUGAAUGUUUUUAUUAGUGGCUGGUCAUGUUUAAUGUGUCAGACGUUGGAGGAUAACUGGGACAUGUAUUGUUUAAUAAAUAAGUAUUAUUUAUUGUCUA
Molecule: messenger RNA, 2196 nt
Organism: Clupea harengus (Atlantic herring)
Lineage: Eukaryota; Metazoa; Chordata; Actinopteri; Clupeiformes; Clupeidae
Gene: ap4m1
Product: adaptor related protein complex 4 subunit mu 1
Biological process (GO): vesicle-mediated transport; intracellular protein transport
Cellular component (GO): clathrin adaptor complex
Source: RefSeq, a predicted model, not a curated record